UAUAAUAUUCCUGAAUUUUUAUUUAUCUAGGUAUACGAUGGGCUCAACAAUAGUGCACCUCUAGUGAUGAAUCAGUGUCAUACCUUCAUGCCUCCUGAUCCUGUGUUCUCCACUGGAAAUUCAUUAUACUUAGAAACAAAUAUGACAAAUGGUCUUGGAUUAUUUUAUAUGAACUAUAUGACAACAGAUCAGUCUCGUGGUUGUGGAGGUAGUCUGUUUGCUGAAAGAGGUGCUGUUUCAAGCCCACUCUAUCCUCUGCCUCUUAACACUACAUCUAAUUGUGCAUGGUAUAUCGGAGUUCCAGGUUACCACACUGUGAACUUGGCCUUCGUGAACUUCAACUUAACUUCGGCAGCAGGCUGUACCACCAACUACCUUGAGAUUUAUGAUGGUCAGUCAGGUGAUAUUUCAGAAAGAGUUGUUAGAUAUUGUGGUUCU
Messenger RNA from Parasteatoda tepidariorum (common house spider), 438 nucleotides. RefSeq names its product cubilin. Lineage: Eukaryota; Metazoa; Arthropoda; Arachnida; Araneae; Theridiidae. Gene Ontology annotation, molecular function: calcium ion binding. The record is from RefSeq and is a predicted model, not a curated record.